AGGUCACCUCUAUUGGCUCUUCCUCGAUUUGAUCGUUCCUCUUUCUCUCUCUACCAAAAUAUUUUCUCUCUCUCUCUCUCUUUUAAUUCUUUUGCCAGUAAUGGCAGUGCAUCAGUGCCAGUGCAAGAAAAGAGGGGGAGAGUUUUCAUUGGGAAGGUAAAGCCUUGCACCAGUACCCCUUCCUUCCUUGUGCCUACCUCCUCUAGCUCAAUCUUUUUACCACAGUUUUUAACAGUCACUACUAGCCACCCCUCUCCUUCUUCUAUAACCUCUCUCUCUCUCUCUCUCUCUCUCCUGUUUCUCUGUGACCACCCGCGUGCGCUCUGCUUAUGAGUCCCUCUCUCUCUCUCUUAUUACUCCGUUCAUAGAAAUGCUACAAACGGAGGAGUGAGUGUGUUCGUGUGUUUGUGUUAGACAGGGGGAGAGAGAGAGAGAGAGAGAGAGAGAGUUAAUGCUGUUAAAGAACAGAAAGAUAAACAACCUUUUUUCCCAAGGAAAUCUGAGCAGGCUUUACCAGACUAACCAAGAGAGCAAAACCCAAAACUAAAAACUCUCUCUACUUCAAUGACUGACUACUACUACUAAGUACUACUACUAUCAAUAUUUUAGGAUUUCCUGUAAAAAGCCUGAAAGUUGUAGCAUAAAACCCGGGAGAACCCUGGCGAGAGUUUUAACCCUUCUUUAGAGCAAAAAGAUUGCGUAGGAGAGAGAGAUAGUGAGAAAGUGAAAGAGAGAGAGAAGAGGGUUUGUGACUUAUUUGUGUUUACAUAUAGCAAAGCCCAAGUGAGAGAACUAGGUAAGGAUAAGACCGUGAGCGAGUAAGAAAGAGACAGAGAGAGAGAGAGAGAGAGAGAGAGAUAAUGGAGAGUGGUUCUAAUGGCACUUCUUGUAUGAUGGCUUUUGGAGAAAACAGUAGUAAUGGCCUAUGUCCAAUGAUGAUGAUGAUGCCUCUAAUGACUUCUCAUCAUAGUCAUCAUCAUCCUAAUGCAGACACAAAUAGUCUAUUCCUGCCUUUACCCCCCAACAACAAUCACGACCACCAAAAUCAAAACCGCAAUACUCCCACUCCUACUACUACUAUUAACAAUAGCUCCUCUUUCAUUCUUGAUGAUCACAACGCUAGCAGCAACACCGGCUUGUUUUUCAUGGAGAGUAACAACAACGACGGCAGCAGUUCUUCUGUGAAGGCUAAGAUCAUGGCUCAUCCUCACUACCAUCGUCUCCUGGCUGCCUAUGCCAAUUGUCAAAAGGUUGGAGCACCGCCUGAAGUGGUGGCAAGACUAGAACAAGCUUGUUCAACAGCGGCUAAUAUGGGCCACUCAGCUUCCACAGGCUGUAUUGGUGAAGAUCCGGCGUUAGAUCAGUUCAUGGAGGCCUACUGUGAGAUGCUGACCAAGUAUGAGCAAGAACUUUCAAAACCCUUCAAGGAAGCCAUGCUUUUCCUCCAAAGGAUCGAGUGCCAAUUCAAAGCACUCGCAGUUUCUUCUUCAGAUUCUGCCUGUGUCGAGGCUGUGGAUAGGAAUGUAUCUUCUGAAGAAGAGGUUGAUGUGAAUAACAACUUCAUUGAUCCCCAAGCAGAGGACCGAGAAUUAAAAGGUCAGCUUUUGCGCAAGUACAGUGGAUAUUUAGGCAGCCUGAAGCAGGAAUUCAUGAAGAAAAGAAAGAAAGGGAAACUGCCUAAAGAAGCCAGGCAACAGUUGCUGGAUUGGUGGAGCAGGCAUUACAAAUGGCCUUACCCAUCGGAAUCGCAGAAGCUGGCUCUUGCAGAAUCCACAGGCUUGGAUCAGAAGCAAAUAAACAACUGGUUCAUAAAUCAAAGAAAACGUCACUGGAAGCCUUCAGAAGAUAUGCAGUUUGUGGUGAUGGAUGCUACCCAUCCCCAUUAUUACAUGGACAAUGUCUUGGGCAAUCCCUUUCCCAUGGAUAUCUCCCCUACACUUCUGUGAAGUUGAUAAUUAUGCAUGCAUAAUAUGAUGCAGAUCAUGUAUUAUUAAAUAUUGUUGCACUCUCAACCGCAUCCUCUGACAUUGGUUUAUAUAAUGUUGUCAUAUAUAUGUAUGCACUAAUAUGUAUGUAGAGGCUAUUUAAAUCAGAUAUUUUCAUUUAAAAA
Messenger RNA from Quercus lobata, 2110 nucleotides. Its product is annotated as homeobox protein SBH1-like. Bases 861 to 1946 code for a protein of 361 amino acids. Gene Ontology annotation, molecular function: DNA binding; DNA-binding transcription factor activity, RNA polymerase II-specific. The record is from RefSeq and is a predicted model, not a curated record. Gene Ontology annotation, cellular component: nucleus. The transcript has 4 exons. Lineage: Eukaryota; Viridiplantae; Streptophyta; Magnoliopsida; Fagales; Fagaceae. Gene Ontology annotation, biological process: regulation of DNA-templated transcription.